AUGGCGACUGAAGAGGAUAUCGCGUGGUUCAAGUCCACUUUCCAUCCUAUCCCAAAAGCACAGCUCCCCGACGACUCCGUCGAGUACUACGUUUACCACCUGCCCUCCCCCGCCCCCGCCGUUAUCGAUCAGGCCGUCGAGACUCGUGCGCGAUUGCUUGAGGUCCAGCGCACAGCCGCGGAAUUGACCAAGGAGUUGCUGAAAGAUUAUAUCUGGCAGCGCGAAAACUUCCGAUUGGAGAUUACCAAGGAUGAUGGGAUCACUUCGCUCCACGGCCGCACCAACUAUGGAGACUCCAUCGAAGAUGAGUGGGUGGUCGUGUACAUCCUCCGCGAGUUAACGAAGCGCCACAAAGAUAUUUGGGUCAAGGUCGGAGACAGUGACGGCGAGUUCCUGCUCGUCGAGGCGGCGGGCACGCUCCCUGCAUGGCUGGAACCCGAGGUGGCGGAUAACAGGGUUUGGAUUAACCAAGGAGACCUCAAAAUCAUCAAGCCAAAGAAAGACACAGGAAAAAAGGUCUCAGAAACAUUGACCCUGCCAGAAGCACACAAAAUCAUCCAAGAAGAACCGAACCGCUUCAUACGGUCCAGAAUAAUUCAGGAGGAGGCAUUCUAUCGACUGCGCAACUAUCCCAAGCAAAUCUCCGAGAACCUCCACCACGCGAUCGUAACACUUCCGCGCAAGGUCGCGCACCUAUUACACCGAAAGCCUGCAUACAUAUCGCCUGUCGUGGAAGCCUUCUACAUUCGUGAUCCUAUAGCCAUGCGUCCUCUCAAGUCGAAGGAUGCAUCUGAUCUCGUUUUCAAACCCGAAGACUUCGUCACUGUGAGCUUGAAGUUCACACGAGUGGGAUACGCCCAAUUGAAGAGUCAGGAAUUUCCUACACCAAGCACCUGGGAGGGAACAUUACCUCCACCUGAAGAUCUGAAAGCGUAUGCCCGCGCGGAGACAGGCAUGAAGGUGUCUUGUGGACUCGAAAUGCUACUCUACGAUCCCCACCAUCAAGACAAGACUUCUGUCAGAGAAAUGAAAAUUUGGCUUGAGGAUAUUGACGAUGGCGAGGAGCAUCUGACCGGGGACUUAGAGAUUGAAAGGGAUUGGGACAAGCGGGAGGAUGACGAAAAAUGGUUGGACAUCAAUUUUGAAGAUCUGGACAGGGAGCUCAAAGGAGGCAAGAGCGAAGAAAAGACCGGUGGUGACUUUGGCGACGUAGGCGCUCAACAGAAUUUGCAACGGAUUGUCGCUCGUUUCGAGGAAUUCUUGAACGAUAAUUCUGCGGGCUUCGACGGCGCAGAUUUCAUCGAUGACUUUGGAUCAGACUCUGACGUUGAUGAUGACGACGAGGACGAACUCAGCAGCGAUGGAGAGGACAAAGACGCCUCAUUUGAUGAAGAGGAGUUCUCACGGAUGAUGAAAGAAAUGAUGGGGAUGCCUUCUGGACCCGGGAAGCCCUCCUUUAAAGCGCUGGGAAAACGCGUUCAAGAACUCGACGCAGAUGAAGAAGAUGAUACGGAACAGAUCAAGGAACUGUCUCGGCAGAUGGAGGCUGAAUUACGAGGAACCGGAGUUCUCGACCUGAACAGAAAGCAACAGAAGCUGGCUUCUGGGGAGAAUGCAUCUAAAGGGAAGGCUACCGAACCUAACAACCCAGAUGAUCAAGAGGAUUAUGAUGAGGAUGAAAACUCCAACAUUAACCUUGCCAAAAACCUGCUGGAGAGUCUUCAUGCCCAGGCAGGUACUGCAGGCCCAGCGGGCAACAUGCUCUCCAUGAUGGGCCUGCGGUUGCCGAAAGAUGACCGCCAUUGA
Messenger RNA from Penicillium atrosanguineum, 1806 nucleotides. Its product is annotated as putative regulatory factor Sgt1. The record is from RefSeq and is a predicted model, not a curated record. NCBI's taxonomy places the organism in Eukaryota, Fungi, Ascomycota, Eurotiomycetes, Eurotiales, Aspergillaceae. The transcript is spliced from 3 exons. Gene Ontology annotation, cellular component: nucleus. Bases 1 to 1806 code for a protein of 601 amino acids.